GUGCUUAAAUAUAGAGAAAGGGGAUCAGGGAGUCAUCACACUUCUACAGGUAGUGGCUGAGUCAACAUGAACUCUAAGGUCAUUCUCGUAUUCUUGGGCCUGGCUGCCCUCGUAGCAGCUGACAGCAGGGAGUCCUUCGAAUACGCUCCACGAAGGGGAUCCUCCGAGGAGUCCUACGAAUCCAGCGAGGCCCAUUACAGCUUCAACUGGGCCGUCGACCACGACCCUUCCAGCAACGAAUUCGGACACCAGGAAACCCGUGACGGAGACGACACUCAGGGAUCCUACUACGUCGAGCUCCCCGACGGCCGUCUGCAGACUGUCAAGUAUUUCGUCGACGGAGACUCAGGCUACGUGGCUGAGGUCAACUACGAAGGAAGCGCCUCAGCCGAGUCAGGCUCCGCUGAGUCCAACGAGAGGCCAAGAUACUACUACGGCUCCGGCUCCAACGAGUCCAAAUAAGUCCUCCAAAUAUCCUAUGAAUCAUUUCCCUGUCUUGACUGUACAAACUCCUAUUUAAACCUAUUUAUUUCCAAUUACAUGCAUAAAUAAAAGAAA
Molecule: messenger RNA, 558 nt
Organism: Macrobrachium nipponense
Lineage: Eukaryota; Metazoa; Arthropoda; Malacostraca; Decapoda; Palaemonidae
Product: pro-resilin-like
Exons: 3
Coding region: 67-462 (131 amino acids)
Cellular component (GO): extracellular matrix
Source: RefSeq, a predicted model, not a curated record